GACCAAUCGGACUCAAACGUAGUUCGUGGGGGUAACAAGGUGGCUGUGCGAUGGACUCCCCAUGAAGGCAUGGGCAUGGGCUACGUGCAGCUCCUCAUUGUUGUCUUUACAGACACCACCAACGACAAUGAAGCUCACUUCGCUCAUCAUCCUCGCACUGGGUUGCUGGCAGCUCUCUGCAGGACUUGCGUAUCCUGCUGGAAACCAACAAGGUGGUGGAUAUCCUCCUUGGUCGUACCACCCUUCCUUGGGAACGUCUUGGAAACCCAGCGAGAACCACCAAACCAUGACUAGGGAUCCCCAAGCCCAGGACAAGGGCAAAGGAAAGAUCGCGACAACGAUCCGCCCCCACCACAUCUGCAAUGGCCAGAGCACUGGGAUGUCCGGCACCUGCAUCAAAAUGGGGGCACUCAAGAUUAUGAACCCUGGAGGCAUCAUUAUCCGUCAGACUGGUCCUUUUCAUUGCCUGACGGGUCUCCUAAUCAGCAAAACGAUUGGCAGGACGAUCAGCACGAAGAUCAACACCACGACCGACACCACGAUCAACACCACGAUCUGUUCAACGAUCAGCCCAUUGGUCAGCAUCAUGAUCAGCACCACGAUCAGCACCAUCAUCAACACCAUGAUCAGCACUUACACCGAUCGUUGA
Molecule: messenger RNA, 649 nt
Organism: Acaromyces ingoldii
Lineage: Eukaryota; Fungi; Basidiomycota; Exobasidiomycetes; Exobasidiales; Cryptobasidiaceae
Exons: 2
Coding region: 62-649 (195 amino acids)
Source: RefSeq, a predicted model, not a curated record